GCUUCCGGGGUUGUAGUGGGUGCGUUUAAUUGUCCACAUUUUGUGAACACCUUCGAGCGAGUGCUUAUGCAUGACGUCAUACAUUUCCGAUUACAAGUGGCUUGUGGCUUGAAAUGUUACGAGAGCGCUUGAGGACUCCGAGGACGCCGCGUGCGUCUUGACGUGGAUCGAACACUUGAACAGAACCAGAGCCUUUCGUACGCAAUACGGCGCCCGCAAUGGCUUGCUUCUCGAUCAUAGCGUGAUCAUACUGAAAACAAACUUCUUUUAGCGUCACAGGAGCAAUUUAAUUUAUUCACCGACAAUGCCCGGAGGAAAACGCAAGAAGUUCAUCGACAAGAAGAACGCCGUCACUUUCCAACUAGUCCACCGUAGCCAGAAAGAUCCGCUGCAAGCCGACGAAACAGCGCCCAAGCAUGUCCUCCUCGAAAAGCGAACUGGAAGGCCGCUGCAGACCGACGAUCUGUCGAGCCACGGAAAGGCCCCGCUCGAAAAGCGGAAGGAGGAGCAGCGUAAAUAUGGCAUCUACUUCGACGACGACUACAACUAUCUUCAACACCUGAAGGAUGUCAACCGUGUGGCAGACUGGGAACCCGUCAUUCAGAGGGUUCGGGUUACAGACGACGCCUCUGGAAGCGUGCCAACCGACAAGAAGAACAUCCGACUACCCUCUUCUGUGUUCCAAUCAAACGUGGAAGAGAAAGAGGGCUUGUUGAACAAGGUCGCCCCACAAGUUGGUCCGAGACCCGAUUGGGAUCCCGAUGUCGUGGCUGCGUUGGACGACGACUUCGACUUCGAAGACGAAGACAAUGAACUGGAGGACGACUUUGUGAAGCUUGCAGAUGGGCCGGCCCAAGAAGGCAUUGAAGGGAUCGACGAAGGUGCCAUGGAAGACGACAACUCCGACGACUACGUCACGGACGACGAGGAAGAGGUGGGAAGCGACGACGGAAGCGAGGGUGGCUUCUCCUUUGCGGAGGAAGAGGUCCGCUCGAGGUUCACCAACUACUCCAUGUCUUCGUCGGUCAUCCGGAGGACCGAGGGCCUCAAGACGCUGGAUGAGCGCUUCGAACAGUUGUUUGAGCAGUACGACGACCUCGAACUCGGGGCCCUAGACGGCGAGGAGAUUGAGGGCUGCCUUCAGCCGGACAGCGAGAUCAUGAAGCAGAUCGUGGAGGAAUACCAGCGGAAGACGCGGCUCCCCACCCUGAAGGAGGUGAUGAUGCAGGAGAGGGCAAACAUGGCGCCCCUGGCGAUGGAGUCCAUAGCGGAGGAGGACGAGCUCGUGGACGUGAGGCUGGAGUGCGACCCGGGCAAGGAGCGCUGGGACUGCGAGUCCAUCAUCAGCACAUACUCCAAUCUGUACAACCACCCCAAGCUGAUCAAGGAGCCCAAAAAGGACAAGGUGCAGCUGUCAUCAAGGACUGGACUUCCGGUAAAGGACAAGGGAGGCCUGAGCCGGCAAGGACUCAAGCGGCUCGAGCAAGAGCUCGGAGGAGAUAACGACGACAGAGACGAGACUCGGUCUCGGACGUCUGUGGCGUCCAGCAUCCGCCCGAAGAACGAAACGCCGGAGGAGCGGCGUCUACGCAAGGCCCAAGUGCGCGCGCUCCGCAAAGAGAGGAGACAGGAGAAGAAGGCCAACAGCCUGGCUUUUAAGGCCGAAGAGUUGAGGCAGGAAAAGGCCAUGGCUAACGUCAGGAAGAGCCUCACCUCGAUGCGGUUGAUGUAAAAAUUAAAGCGUUUUAUUUGAAAA
Messenger RNA from Ixodes scapularis (black-legged tick), 1756 nucleotides. RefSeq names its product protein LTV1 homolog (gene LTV1). Gene Ontology annotation, biological process: ribosomal small subunit biogenesis; ribosomal small subunit export from nucleus. Bases 305 to 1732 code for a protein of 475 amino acids. Lineage: Eukaryota; Metazoa; Arthropoda; Arachnida; Ixodida; Ixodidae. Gene Ontology annotation, cellular component: cytosol; preribosome, small subunit precursor; nucleus. The transcript has 10 exons. The record is from RefSeq and is a predicted model, not a curated record.